GCAAUGGAUGGGGAGGGAACCUGUAAAACAAAACGAAAAAAGGCCAACCAAACUUUCAAGAGAACUAGUCCUUCCCAAAAAUAAAAUUUUUUCAUGUGUAAAAAAGCCGGUGAAUCUUCGGAGAAAGUGUUCAGUGUCUUUCGGGAUUCUCGAUGAAGAUCAUCAUGGACAACACUCUGCGAUUCGGUGUCAAAAAGAUGGACAGUGGCAAACAGCGUUUAUUGCGAACUCCAAAGUGCGCCCGUUGUCGCAAUCACGGGGUCGUCUCUUGCCUUAAAGGCCACAAGAAACUUUGCCGUUGGAAAGAGUGCCAGUGCACCAAUUGCUUAUUAGUAGUCGAACGUCAAAGAGUUAUGGCCGCUCAAGUCGCUCUCCGAAGGCAGCAGAAUUCCGAGUCAGCGAAAAGCGAUGGCCAACUGAAACCGAAUCAGAACAAAGUGACCAAAAGCGCUGAGGCCAUCAUGGCGCAAAAGAAACUCUAUCAGAAGCAUUUGAGGACCUUACAACAGAGUUCGCUGGCCAGGGAUGUUUUGCAAAAUUAUCGACAGUGGGUUCAACGCAGCCAUAAUGGAUCUGCAGUCUCACCCGACGGUGGCGACCAACAGUCUUAUACGGAUAAAGGUCUGGUCGUUCCUGCUACUGCGCUAAGUGAACGGAUGCGUAAGAGGAGAGCUUUCGCUGAUCGUGAUCUGGAUGCCGUCAUGUUCCAGCGUGAGCAACAGGCCGCCGUUGAACUUCAUCGUGUGAGCGGCAAUAGCCCAGGUGGCGAUACGACCCCACCACCAUCGUCUGCCCAGGCUCAUCCGACAUGCUGGAACGCUCUGCAUCCGAUACGAUUUCACGUGUUACCUUUGCAUCAGCAUUUCGUCCAGCAGUCGUGCGCGUUGCCAUUCACCGUUAAAACUGAAGCCAAUCCAUCGGAUUCGGACGAUUCAGAUAUCGAAGUCGACGUUAUCUCGACUCCUUCCAGUCCGCCUUCACCUUUACUGCCUUGCAGUGACAUCAGUGUCAAUGCCAACAAUAAAAGCAAGAUAUCCUUCUCGGUCGAGUCGAUCAUCGGCCGGCCUUAGACGUUGAGAUUGCAGCAUCUCGAUUUCUGCAUCCGCCCUAGUCUCCUGUACAUAGGCCUCUCUCUCUAUCCAGCACGUGAAAUCAUUUCUCUAUUGUAGGCAGUAUACGUAAAAUGACACUUUAAUGACUAUAUGUUUUUAUUCUCGUAACGCCGACGCCUUAUUUAUUUAUGAUU
Daphnia carinata is the source of this 1246-nucleotide messenger RNA. RefSeq names its product doublesex- and mab-3-related transcription factor A2-like. Gene Ontology annotation, biological process: regulation of transcription by RNA polymerase II; sex differentiation. The record is from RefSeq and is a predicted model, not a curated record. Gene Ontology annotation, molecular function: DNA-binding transcription factor activity, RNA polymerase II-specific; RNA polymerase II cis-regulatory region sequence-specific DNA binding. Bases 153 to 1070 code for a protein of 305 amino acids. The transcript is spliced from 4 exons. Gene Ontology annotation, cellular component: nucleus. Lineage: Eukaryota; Metazoa; Arthropoda; Branchiopoda; Diplostraca; Daphniidae.